AUGGAAGGAAAGGGGCAAGGGGGCAAAAGACCUGUUGGAUCUAGAGGAGGGAAACUCUCAGGUUCUUUAAGAAGGAUGAGUGGAUCCUUCAAACGCACAUCACUAAAGGGCUCAUCUUCUGGAUCCCAAAAGGGUCAAAAGGCUUGGAUAGAAAAGACAUUUUCCAAAAGAGAAUGCAUCUGCUUAGUAGCCAACAGCAAAGACAGCAACAGAUGUUAUUGUGGUCAGCUCAUUACUCAGCACGUCCCAGUUCCACAAAAUGCUACAGCUAACAAGAAUGGAGAAGAGAGCAAGCAACUUGAAGCUGUGCCUGAGAAGUGGUCCAUUAGCAAACACACGCAGCUGAGUCCCACAGAUGCAUUUGGCAUUCUGGAGUUCCAGGGGGGCGGACACUCAAACAAGGCCAUGUACAUCCGUGUAUCGUAUGAUACAAAGCCUGACUCUUUGCUCCACCUCAUGGUCAAAGAAUGGCAGCUUGAGCUCCCUAAACUACUCAUCUCUGUACACGGAGGACUCCAGAACUUUGAAAUGCAGCCAAAACUGAAACAAGUGUUUGGGAAAGGACUCAUCAAAGCAGCCAUGACCACUGGGGCCUGGAUAUUCACAGGCGGUGUCAGUACAGGUGUAAUUCGCCAUGUAGGCGAUGCCUUGAAAGAUCAUUCUUCCAAGUCCAGAGGACGAAUAUGUGCCAUAGGAAUUGCACCUUGGGGUAUAGUAGAAAACAAGGAGGAUCUUUUAGGAAAAGAUGUGACAAAACCUUACCAAACAAUGUCAAAUCCCCUGAGUAAACUAUCUGUGCUGAACAACACUCACACACACUUCAUCUUAGCGGAUAACGGCACACUUGGAAAAUAUGGAGCAGAAGUUAAGUUACGACGCCAGCUAGAAAAGCACAUAUCUCUUCAGAAAAUUAAUACCAGGCUGGGUCAAGGUGUGCCCGUGGUAGCACUCAUUGUAGAAGGUGGUCCCAAUGUAAUCUCUAUUGUUCUGGAAUGCCUACGAGAGGAACCACCAAUUCCAGUAGUUGUCUGUGAUGGAAGUGGCCGAGCCUCUGACAUUCUGUCUUUCGCACACAAAUACUCAGAGGAAGCAGGGAUAAUCAGUGAAUCUCUUCGUGAUCAGCUUCUAGUUACCAUUCAGAAAACAUUUAACUACAGUCGGAACCAAGCUCACCAGCUCUUAGUUGUCUUGAUGGAAUGCAUGAAGAAAAAGGAACUGAUAACUGUUUUCCGUAUGGGGUCAGAAGGUCAACAAGAUAUUGAAAUGGCUAUCUUGACUGCUCUUCUAAAAGGUACAAAUGCCUCUGCUCCUGACCAGCUAAGUUUGGCAUUAGCAUGGAACCGGGUUGACAUUGCACGCAGCCAAAUUUUUGUUUUUGGACACCAAUGGCCGCCUUUAGGAAGCCUUACAGCAGCGGAUGGCUCCGCUCAGGAUAAAGAAAAGAGAUCACCUGUAGCCCAAACUAAAGCACCCAGGGGAAAGAGCAAAGGCAAAAAGAAAGGCAAAGGCAAAGAUGAGCCCGAGGAAGAGACUGAUCCAAGGAAGAUUGAGCUUCUGAACUGGGUCAACUCCCUAGAACAAGCUAUGAUGGAUGCCCUGGUUUUAGAUCGAGUGGAUUUUGUAAAACUUCUAAUUGAGAAUGGCGUCAACAUGCAGAGGUUUCUCACUAUACCUCGCUUAGAAGAGCUUUACAAUACAAGAUUGGGUCCUCCAAAUACUCUCCAUUACCUUGUACGAGAUGUUAAAAAGGGUAACCUUCCACCAGAUUAUCAUGUCAGCUUGAUUGACAUUGGCCUUGUGCUUGAGUACCUCAUGGGUGGGGCCUAUCGUUGCCACUACACCAGGAAGACCUUCAGGACACUAUACAAUAAUCUGUUUGGACCAAAGAGGCCAAAAGCUCUCAAACUUUUAGGAAUGGAGGAUGAUGAGCCCCCUUCUAAAGGAAAGAGAAAGAAGAAGAAAAAGGAGGAAGAAAUUGACAUUGAUGUGGAUGAUCCAGAGGUUAGCAGGUUCCAGUACCCUUUCCAUGAGCUGAUGGUUUGGGCUGUUCUUAUGAAAAGGCAAAAGAUGGCUCUCUUUCUGUGGCAGCGUGGUGAGGAAACCAUGGCCAAAGCACUGGUAGCAUGCAAACUCUACAAGUCUAUGGCUCAUGAGUCCUCAGAGAGCGACCUUGUAGAUGACAUUUCCCAAGACUUGGACAACAAUUCAAAGGAUUUUGGUCAGUUGGCCGUGGAAUUGCUGGACCAGUCCUACAAACAUGAUGAGCAGGUUGCCAUGAAACUUUUGACUUAUGAGCUAAAGAACUGGAGUAAUUCCACAUGUCUAAAAUUAGCGGUUGCUGCCAAACAUCGAGACUUUAUAGCACACACAUGCAGCCAGAUGCUACUAACUGACAUGUGGAUGGGACGUCUACGAAUGAGGAAGAAUCCGGGUCUUAAGGUAAUAUUAGGGAUUCUUCUACCUCCGACCAUUUUAUUUCUGGAGUUCCGGUCUCAGGACGACCUUUCAUUCCACACAUCAAAGGAAUAUGAGGAAGGAAAAGAGAAAGAAGAUGACAAUAUGGAUGGGAAUGCUGACACAAACUCUAGGAAAGGGGAUGAAGAGAAUGGGAAUAGGAAACAAAGAAGUAUUCCGAUUGGCACAAAGAUUUAUGAGUUCUACAAUGCUCCAAUUGUUAAGUUCUGGUUUUAUACAAUUGCGUACUUAGGGUAUUUGCUGUUAUUUAAUUAUGUAAUUUUGGUGAAGAUGGAGCGAUGGCCUUCACUGCAGGAAUGGAUUGUCAUUUCCUACAUCCUAACUCUUGGACUUGAGAAAGUGAGAGAGAUUUUAAUGUCUGAACCAGGAAAACUAAGCCAGAAAGUGAAGGUUUGGUUACAAGAAUAUUGGAAUAUCACAGAUCUUGUGGCAAUUUCUGUGUUUAUAAUUGGAGCAAUUCUUCGACUGCAGAAUCAGCCAUAUAUGGGCUAUGGCAGAGUAAUUUACUGUGUUGAUAUCAUCUUUUGGUAUAUUCGAGUGCUGGAUAUAUUUGGAGUCAAUAAAUACCUUGGACCAUAUGUCAUGAUGAUUGGAAAAAUGAUGAUUGACAUGCUGUAUUUCGUGAUCAUCAUGCUGGUGGUAUUGAUGAGCUUUGGAGUGGCUCGGCAGGCCAUUUUGCACCCUGAUGAGGAGCCAUCAUGGAGACUAGCCCGCAACAUCUUCUACAUGCCAUACUGGAUGAUAUACGGAGAGGUGUUUGCAGACCAGAUAGACCUUUACGCCAUGGAGAUAAAUCCUCCUUGUGGCGAAAACCUGUAUGAUGAUGAUGGAAAACGUCUUCCUCCUUGUAUACCUGGGGCUUGGCUCACUCCAGCCAUCAUGGCAUGUUAUUUACUUGUGGCAAACAUCCUCUUAGUAAACCUGUUAAUAGCAGUGUUCAAUAAUACAUUUUUUGAAGUAAAGUCAAUUUCAAACCAAGUGUGGAAGUUCCAGCGUUACCAGCUUAUCAUGACUUUCCAUGACAGACCUGUCUUGCCACCUCCAAUGAUCAUCUUCAGUCACCUGUUCAUUAUUUUGAAGCGCAUUUGUUGUUGCUGCAAAAAGAUGCAGGAAGGGGACCAGGAUGAGCGAGACAGGGGCCUGAAACUAUUUCUAAAUGAUGAAGAGGUAAAGAAACUGUAUGAGUUUGAAGAGCAAUGUGUGGAGGAAUAUUUCCAAGAGAAGGAAGAUGAGCAGCAGUCUUCUAAUGAUGAACGUAUUCGGGUUACUUCAGAAAGAGUUGAAAAUAUGUCCGUGCGUUUGGAAGAAGUCAACGAACGUGAGCACUUCAUGAAAGCUUCUCUUCAGACAGUUGACCUCCGGCUUUCUCAGCUGGAAGAACUUUCAGGUAGAAUGGUUAAUGCUCUCGAAAAGCUUGUUGGAAUUGACAAAUCAGAACUGAUUCACGUACGCUCACGGGCUUCCUCUGAGUGUGAUGCAGCCUUUCUCCUGAGACAAGGCAGCGUUAACAGCUCUGAUGGCAACAGCAUGUACAAGUACCACAUGGAGGCCGAUGAAUUAACCUGUGACGACAGCAUAGGUUCAAUGUCACCUGCAUUGGGGCAGCGUAGAAAAGCUUAUUCUGUUGGGACAAAAACUGAGAAAGGUGAAGAAGAAGAACAAAAGACACAACUGGUGCCCCGACAAGCAAGUCUACGCUGUGCUUCAAGCGCCAAUGCUGUUGCAGCAAAAGACUUUAAUAAAGUUACCUUAGGAAUUGUUUCACAAACAACAAGACCAAUUUCCUGUAUAGAUAUUUGGACUCCAGAGAGUGAUAAACAUCCCGAAAACAUAAAAAAAGCUGAGGAGCAAUCUCUCAUGCAGAAGGAUGUUCUUAUGAAUGGCCAAUCCAUCACAAGUUCUGAUUUUUCAAACUCUCAUUUAACAGUAGAACGAACAAAACUAGAAGCAACAAUAUCUUAUCCUUUAGAGAAAUCAAAAGCGGUGCGUUACUAUCCUGGUCAGUCUUUUAAUACUUGUCAAACAACAAUGACAAAAUCUAGAAGUUAUAUUUUUACCCAAGGUGGAAAAUUAGUUGGGGGUGUUAACAAUUGGACAACAGAGUAUAGCACAAUUAUGGACCAGAUGUGUCCCACUGCAGUGGAAGAUUGGACAGACCAGUGGAACUUCCAAGGAGAUGUUUCUAGCAAGCAAACUCCAGAGCUUCCUAACAUUGUAUCGGAUUCUGAGAUCCAGGCUGAGCUGAAGCCGUUGUUGACUGAUACAGAAGAUGACAGUGACGUUGGAGAAAUAGGAAACAGUGCCUCCUACCCUUGCACACUUUUCACCGAAGGGUUGGAAACAGAAAAGUUACUCUCUGUGAAGUCAGAUAAAACUUGCAGCUUUGCUUCUCCUAGGUCAAAGAGUUUACACAGCCAUUCUAGAAAAUCACGGUCCUUAAUGGAUAAGUUAGAGAGACCUGGACAUGCUAGCAGUGUCAUGAAUAUUGUAGUGGCCUGCGGUAGUGCAGAGGACACAAAAACUAAGAAAGAAACUGCAUCUACAGAAACAGAGUGUUAAUGUUAAAUGACAUAUUGUAUACUGAUAAGUGAGAGUAGUGGAAUGCCUGUCAUCAUAAAAUCAUUUUGCUACACAGGUAAAUAACAUCAUAAACAAUUAACAUCAAAAAUAAUUUUGUCCAGACAAUAUAAUCACGUAUAAUAUAAAUGCAAUGAUCUUUAUGCCUACCAUGGUUGAGAAAUAGGGCUGUUUCAGUUUCAAUUUGGUCAUGAAUAUAUGCAAACCUAUCUGAUGGAAGAAUUAGGAAGUAUUAUCCUGUUUAUAAUAUUUAUUUUCUUGUGCCGACACUGUUGUAUUGGUUUUUGGUGAAGGAACGUGACAUAACAGUACAGAUAUCACCUUACCUAGCUUUGUUGAAAUCACACAUAAGACUUUUCGCGCACCAUGGGGAUGUAAACAAUGAA
This is a messenger RNA of Pseudophryne corroboree (corroboree frog), 5438 nucleotides long. RefSeq names its product transient receptor potential cation channel subfamily M member 1 (gene TRPM1). Gene Ontology annotation, molecular function: calcium channel activity. Gene Ontology annotation, biological process: monoatomic cation transmembrane transport; metal ion transport; protein tetramerization. The record is from RefSeq and is a predicted model, not a curated record. Bases 1 to 5034 code for a protein of 1677 amino acids. The transcript has 27 exons. Gene Ontology annotation, cellular component: plasma membrane. NCBI's taxonomy places the organism in Eukaryota, Metazoa, Chordata, Amphibia, Anura, Myobatrachidae.